Photinus pyralis (common eastern firefly) is the source of this 1577-nucleotide messenger RNA. RefSeq names its product sulfotransferase 1C4-like. Gene Ontology annotation, molecular function: sulfotransferase activity. The record is from RefSeq and is a predicted model, not a curated record. The coding region runs from base 44 to 1027 and encodes 327 amino acids. The transcript is spliced from 5 exons. Gene Ontology annotation, biological process: sulfation. Lineage: Eukaryota; Metazoa; Arthropoda; Insecta; Coleoptera; Lampyridae. Gene Ontology annotation, cellular component: cytoplasm.
AGAAGCCGCAUCAUUAUAUUUCAUUGUUCACGUUACAUUAAACAUGUUACCAAUAACAAAAAUACCCGAGAGUCGCAUUAAGAAAACUAUACAAAUAAAUUAUAGAAGUGACUUAGAAGAUUUUCUGAUGCUAUUUGGUGAAGAGCAAACGUGUCUACCGAGUAUAACCCAAAAAUUCGCAACCGAAAUAGACAAUUUUGCAGUGCGUAAUGACGACGUAAUCGUUGCAUCGUUUCCAAAAGCAGGAACGACAUGGACACAAGAGAUGGUUUGGUCGAUCAAAAACCGUGCCAAUUUCGAAGGGGCGUCUUUGAAUAUCUACCAACGGUUUCCCAUGCUAGAAGCGUGUGGCCUACCUUCGCUGCUCACGACCGGAGAGCCCUUCAUUUUGAAUUCGCUCGAAUAUCUUGGCCAAAUUAAAGGUCAACGGCUAAUUAAGACCCACCUCCCGUUCUCGUUGUUGCCCAAAGACAUACAACUGCAAAGGAAGAGUCCAAAGAUUAUCUACGUGGUAAGGAAUCCAAAAGACGUUUUCAUUUCGUACUUUAAUCAUACCCGCAUAAUUGAUGGAUUUAAGGGGAACCUGGAAGACUUUGCCGACCUCUUUCUGAGUGACAGCGUGGUUUUUGCUCCGUUCUGGAAACAUGUCUUUGGAUUUUACAACCGCAAAGACCUACCAAACGUUCUCAUACUCAAAUACGAGGAUAUGAAAAAGAACCUUAAAUCGGAAAUUGUGAGAGUGUCUCAAUUUUUGGAGGAGAAACCGUUAACUGACGAUGAAUUGACGUUGAUAGGUAGACGUUUGGAUUUCAACUUUAUGAAGAACAACCCAUCGGUAAAUCAUCAGUGUUUUUCUGACGAGAUGAAGCGGAAGAAUCACCAGUUGGAAGGAGAUUUUAUGAAAUCGGGAUCAGUCGGUGGUUACAAGCGGGAAAUGACAGACGAAAUGGUGCAAAAAUUUGACAGGUGGAUUGAAGAAAAUAUAACAGACACAGAGUUAUAUGAGAAAUAUUGGUUUGGAGCCUAACAUGAUGUUUUUUAGCAAUUAGUUCGAUUCUGAUUUAAGAAAAACUGUUUUAAAGGCAAUGAUGACUUUGUAUCCCUUCCAUAAAUAACCCACCUUUCACUGGGAUUGAUCUCAGUGCUUCUUAUUGUUUCUUUCUGUUCGGAUACUUUAUGAAUUUUCAUCAAAAUUUUGAUUAUUCGUUAAUAACCGCAAGUCUUUGAUUUUUCUUAAGCAAUAGCUUUACGAUUAGCGUAUUUGGUAAAAAUGUGCAAUAUUUUAUAAAAUUUCAAUUUUUUACAAAAACGCUUAAUUCUUAAUGGAAAACGUAGGGCUGUUUUCUUUUCAAACAAAAUUUUUGAAAAUUUUAAUCAGCUUUCUUCCUUCUUUCUAUCCUUUCUUCUUUCCAUUCUUCCUCUCGUUCUUCCUUCCUCCGUUCCUGGAGUCGGGAGUAUUGGGUAUUGGGUACUUGAAUAUUUGACUGAGAAUGUUGAUCUUUGAAUUUGGAACUUUAAGCAGUAAAUGUGUUCAAUCAAACCACCGAAUUUUACGUAUUGGACCCUAAGCCCUUAAC